Messenger RNA from Penicillium salamii, 1509 nucleotides. Lineage: Eukaryota; Fungi; Ascomycota; Eurotiomycetes; Eurotiales; Aspergillaceae. The record is from the annotation of a GenBank genome assembly.
AUGGACCUCUUCAUCGAUAUUACCACUCCCAACGGUCGGAGCUACAAGCAGCCCACCGGUCUGUUCAUCAACAACGAAAUUGUGCCCGCAACUGGAGGUCAAACAAUCACCUCGAUUGACCCCGCUACCGACAAGCCUAUUGCCACUGUCCAGGCCGCCAGUGCCGAAGAUGUCGACCGUGCGGUGAAUGCCGCAAAGGCAGCCCUGGCCGAUGCCUCAUGGAAACAGCUUCCCGCCACGGAGCGGGGCCAACUGAUGGCCCGCCUCGCCGAUCUUAUGGAAGAAAACAGAGAGCUUUUGGCCUCAAUUGAUGCAUGGGAUAAUGGCAAGCCUUAUCAUGUCGCCGUCGAUGAAGACCUCACGGAGGCAAUUACCACCAUUCGGUACUACAGCGGAUGGGCCGAUAAGACCUUCGGUCAAACCAUAAACACAACCCCCCAAAAGUUUGCUUACACAAUUCGCCAGCCGAUCGGCGUGGUCGCUCAGAUCAUUCCUUGGAACUACCCCUUGUCCAUGGCCACAUGGAAGCUUGGUCCCGCGUUGGCCUGUGGAAACACAGUGGUGCUGAAGCCUGCCGAGCAGACCCCCUUGAGUGCCCUCAUUCUUGGAACAUUGAUUAAGCAAGCCGGCUUCCCUCCAGGUGUGGUGAACAUUGUCAAUGGAUAUGGACGCGAGGCAGGAGCUGCACUUGCUUCACACCCGUCGGUGGACAAGGUUGCAUUCACCGGAUCAACUGGUACCGCACGGGAGAUUAUGAAAAUGGCUGCCGGCACCCUUAAGAACAUCACACUCGAGACAGGUGGCAAGUCUCCCCUUCUGGUCUUCCCAGAUGCGGACAUGGAUCAGGCUGUGAAGUGGUCGCAUGCCGGAAUCAUGUCCAACAAGGGUGAGAUCUGCACCGCUACCUCAAGAAUCUAUGUCCACCGCGAUAUUAUUGAUUCAUUCACUGCUAGCUAUAAGGCAGCAGUUGAGAGCGUGAAGAUCGGCGAUCAAUGGGACGAGGCAGUUUUCCAGGGCCCGCAGGUCACCCGCGCCCAAUAUGACCGUAUCCUCUCCUACUUUGAGAUUGCCAAGAGUGAAGGUGCCCAAAUUAUCACAGGUGGUGCCGCAUACAAGCCCACAGAUGCCAAGAAUGCGAACGGAUACUUUAUCCAGCCAACCGUCAUCACCAAUGCCACCGAUUCAAUGCGCAUUGCCCGCGAAGAGAUCUUCGGCCCCGUUGUCGUGAUCUUCCCCUUCGACGACGAAGAAGAUGCGAUCCGUCGCGCAAACGACACCACCUACGGCCUUGGUGCAUCCGUCUUCACACGCGAUUUGGAACGUGCGCACCGCGUGGCCGCGGAGAUCGAGUCCGGCAUGGUGUGGAUCAACAGCAGUCAAGAUUGUGAUCCCCGCAUUCCCUUCGGUGGCGUGAAGCAAAGCGGUAUCGGACGUGAGUUAGGAGAGGCAGGCCUGGAGGCAUAUAGCCAGGUGAAGGCUGUCCAUGUCAACAUGGGAACCAAGCUAUAA